CACGUAUCGGUGAUGUGUCAAUUUGUGAGUGAAGAGUGAUACAAAACAACACGGAAAAACUUGUAUCACAAUGGUCGAUCCAUACCGUACCAUUUCACCGUUAUCCAUUGUAAUUAUUACGGUAGUUGUGACCACCAUUUCGUCGCGAGAAUUGCUGCCGAAACAACGACUCAUUGCACCAGCGGUUUUAUUCGAUCGAAAGUAUGGCACACACAAAUUUGCCAUCGUUAAUGGUAUUCGUUUCCAUUACGUCGAAGCUGGAGACCGUCGCAAACCGUUGAUGGUAUUCGUGCAUGGAUUCCCCGAGUUCUGGUAUUCGUGGCGUUAUCAGAUUCCAGAGUUUUCUAAAGAGUAUUGGACUGUUGCCAUAGAUAUGCGAGGUUUUGCGUGGUCACAGAGACCCAUCGGAGAGACAAACUACGUGCUGCCCAAUUUGAUCGUCGAUUUGAAAGCCUUUAUCAAGUACUUGAAUCGUAAGAAAUGUGUGCUGGUGUGCCACGACUGGGGCUCUAUAAUUGGAUCCGCAUUUAUUGCCAGCAAUCGGGAGAUGGUGGACAAAUAUAUUUUGUUGGGAUCCCCGUCGGGGACAGUGUUCAAGCAGCUUAUUGCCGAGUCAAUGGACCAGCGCAAUAAGGCAGCUUAUAUUAUCGAGUUCUUGAAGCGUGGUGUGGCUGAAUCAGAAAUGCGUGCCAAUGAUUAUGCGUUUUUCUCGACGCUGUUCAAAGAUGAGGAUCUUGAUGUCUAUAAAUAUGUCUUUUCGAAGCCGGGUGCAUUAACGGCUGGACUAAACUAUUAUCGUGCGAAUAUUUCGCCGAAUAACGGACAAAUGAACUUUGUUCAGGAGGUUGGUGGUGAUGCUGACGAUGGCCUAGACGGUACCGACGGAAUGUUCAUUUUAGGUGGAAAGGAUCCGUAUGUAUCACAAGAUUCACUGAAUGCCACCACCAAACAAUAUCCAAAAAUGUGUGUCAAAGGCAUUCCGAAUGCCGGACAUUUCCUGCACCAAGAUGAGCCCGAAAUUACAAAUAAUUUGAUCCGCGACUUUCUUUGUAAAUAAUACGUU
Molecule: messenger RNA, 1063 nt
Organism: Bradysia coprophila
Lineage: Eukaryota; Metazoa; Arthropoda; Insecta; Diptera; Sciaridae
Product: epoxide hydrolase 4-like
Molecular function (GO): catalytic activity
Source: RefSeq, a predicted model, not a curated record